AUGUCAGGGGUAAACGAAGCGAUCGUUGAUGACAAAGCACCUGCGUCCAGCGAGACAAUAAAUAGCAACAUGGACUGCAAGUCUCGUUCGAUGGAGCUGACGCACAGUAACUACACUGUGGGUUGGGUCUGUGCGCUGUCAAAGGAGCAGACUGCAGCAACAGCAAUGCUAGAUCGGAUACACCCAGAUCUACCAAAACCACCCAAUGACCAUAAUACGUAUACUUUGGGUUCUAUCGAGAGAGACAACAUCAUCCACAACAUCGUCAUAGCUUGCCUGCCGAAAGGCAAGUACGGCACUAAUUCAGCGGCGACGGUCGUGACCCGCAUGGUUAGCACCUUUCCGUCUAUCAAAUUCGGCAUCAUGGUUGGGAUUGGUGGUGGUAUUCCACCCAAGGUCAGACUCGGGGAUGUCGUGGUCAGUUCGCCUGUUGACCAGUACCCUGGGGUGGUUCAGUGGGAUAUAGGCAAGGCAGAAGAAGGCGGUACCUUCAAACGGACUGGGGCGCUGAAUAACCCCCCGAGCGCCCUGCUGACAGCACUGGCAAAGUUAGAGACCCAGCAUGAGAUGCAUGGCUCUAAGAUACGUGAUCAUCUCGAUGAUUUGGGAAAGAAAUAUCCCAACCUAGCGUCCAAAUACACUUGGUCCGAGUCCCUCAAAGACCCACUCUUCACCCCAGACAUCCCUCAUCACCCUCGGAGCAGAUGGCAUGCCAUAGUUUCUAUAAUUUUGGAGAACAUCCUGGCUCUGGUUGGGUGUGUCAUAGGUUGGUGGGUGUUUGCUCCCAUAGAUCGUGGCGCGGAGCAGAUUACAAGCACACAGACUCGGAGCAGGCAUGGGAAUACACGCGUGCAUUAUGGUCUGAUCGCAUCCGGUAACCAGGUGGUUAAGGACGCUGGGUUUCGCGACAGCCUUAAUGAGAGUCUUGGCGGGAACGUGUUGUGCGUUGAAAUGGAGGCGGCAGGGGUCAUGAAUGAUUUCCCAUGCCUUGUUAUCCGGGGAAUUUGUGAUUACGCCGACUCACGAAAGAAUGACCGUUGGCAGGAAUACGCUGCUGCUGUAGCUGCAGCUGAAGGACGUCCUUCUCGAGGGUUAGCUAUCCCUGAGACUGUCUGUGGGAUUUUUGUCAACCUUCUAACGAAAUACAUAGUUCUUGAUACAAUGCAGAGAACCGACACCAAUGUGGGAACAAUCCGGUCCAAGUUGAACAGAGAAGAAGACCUCGAAGUCCUUAAUUGGCUUACAUCGGUCGACUACGGUCCUCAGCAUAGUGACUUUCUGAAAAGGCGACAACCGGGAACUGGCAAAUGGUUCUUAGAUUCUGCUGAGUACCAGACUUGGCUAAGCUCAAGCAACCAGACGUUAUUCUGUCCAGGCAUUCCUGGAGCAGGAAAAACGAUCCUGACCGCAAUUGUCAUUGACGACCUUACUGUACGGUUUCCGCUCGACCAAUCUUUUGGAAUUGCAUACAUAUACUGCAACUUCCGCCGGCAAAAUGAGCAGAAAGUGGAAGACUUACUUGCCAGUCUCCUAAAGCAGCUAAGCCAAGGGCAGCCUUCCCUACCGGAAAGUGUUGGCAGUCUUUAUGACAGGCAUAAAAACAAGCGGACACGACCAUCAUUUGACGAAAUCUCGAAUGCUCUUCGGGCCGUGGCGGGCAUAUAUUCGAGAGUCUUCAUUCUCGUUGAUGCGCUUGAUGAAUGCCAAGUAUCUGAUGAUUGCCGAACAAAAUUCCUGACAGAGAUCUUCCACGUCCAGGCAACAUGCGGUGCGAACAUCUACGCCACUUCAAGGUUUAUCCCACAAAUAUGGGAGAGGUUUAACGGCAGCAUUACCUUGGAAGUCCGUGCAAGUGAUCAAGACGUGCAACAAUAUCUGAAGGCUCGGAUAGUGCAAUCGGAAUCGAAGCUUUUGGCCUCAAUCAGUGAAGAGAUUCAAACAGGCAUCACAAAAGCUGUAGAUGGAAUGUUUCUCCUAGCCCAGCUUCACUUCGACUCAGUAAAAGCAAAGAAAACAGUCAAAAGAAUCCUGGAGACCAUAAAAAGCCUUUCAAAAGGGUCUGAAGCAUACAAUCAUGCGUACAAGGAUGCCAUGCAGAGAAUUGAGGGGCAGGACAGAGACUCCCGACAGCUUGCAAUGGAUGUCCUAUCGUGGAUUGUCUGCGCGAAGAGUCGGCUUAAUACGUCGCAACUGCAGCACGCACUUGCUGUGGAAGCUGGUGAGCCUGAACUUGAUAAAUACAACCUUCCACAAGUUGAGGACAUGGUCUCUGUUUGUGCUGGGCUGGUUACAGUCGAUGAAGAAAGCGGAAUUAUCCGGUUGGUCCAUUAUACAACACAGGAGUAUUUCCAGCAAACACAGACACAUUGGUUUCCAGAUGCAGAGGCCAAUAUCACGAGAAUCUGCGUGUCUUAUCUCUCAUUUCGUUCGUUUGAGGGCGGGCCUUGUCAAUCUCUUUUUGAAUAUGAAUGGCGCCUGCGGUUAAACAAGCUCUACUAUUACUCUGCAACCAACUGGGGACAUCAUGCUCGUGGGGCUUUGACUUUAUGCCCAGAAGCCAUAACCUUUCUACGUUGCACGUUGAAGGUAGAGGCAUCAAGCCAGGCCUUAAUGGGUGGCGAAGUUUACUGGCCGUUUUCAGCGAGAACGCACAUGACAGGUCUUCACUUGGCGGCAUACUUCGGGAUUGAGGAGGCGGUUAAGGCUCGCCUUCAAGAAACAUUGGAAAUUAAUGCGAAUAAAACUGAUGAUCAAGCACCACCGGGCGACGACUUGGAGUCAAAAGACUUCUAUGGCCGAACGCCGCUGUCAUGGGCUGCAGGGGAAGGCCAUGGAGCGGUAGUCAAGUAUUUGGUUGAGAAGGGUGCUGACUUGGAGUCAAAAGACGAAGACUAUGGUCGAACGCCGCUGUCAUGGGCUGCAGAGGAAGGCCAUGGAGCGGUAGUCAAGUAUUUGGUUGAGCACGGUGCUGACUUGGAGUCAAAGGACGAAUACUAUGGUCGAACGCCGCUGUCAUGGGCUGUAGAGAACGGCCAUAAGGCUGUGGUCAAGUAUUUGGUUGAGAAGGGUGCUGACUUGGAGUCAAAAGAUCACUGUGGCCGAACACCGCUGUUAUCGGCUGCAGAGCAUAGCCAUGAAGCGGUAUUCAAGUGUUUAGUUGAGAAGGGUGCUGACUUGGAGUUGAAAGACAACAAUUGUCAAACGCUGCUGUUCUUGGCUGCAGAGAAAGGCCAUGAAGCUGUGGUCAAGUAUUUGGUUGAGCACGGUGCUGACUUGGAGUCAAAAGACGAAGACUAUGGUCGAACGCCGCUGUCAUGGGCUGCAGAGGAAGGCCAUGGAGCGGUAGUCAAGUAUUUGGUUGAGCACGGUGCUGACUUGGAGUCAAAGGACAAAUACUAUGGCCGAACACCGCUGUUAUGGGCUGUAGAGAACGGCCAUAAGGCUGUGGUCAAGUAUUUGGUUGAAAAGGGCGCUUGCCUGGACCUGAAUGACAACGACGAAGCGGAUGCUGUUGUUAUUGGCUCUAGGCAACGGGCAUGA
Messenger RNA from Aspergillus terreus NIH2624, 3540 nucleotides. RefSeq lists its product as uncharacterized. NCBI's taxonomy places the organism in Eukaryota, Fungi, Ascomycota, Eurotiomycetes, Eurotiales, Aspergillaceae. Gene Ontology annotation, molecular function: catalytic activity; protein binding. Bases 1 to 3540 code for a protein of 1179 amino acids. Gene Ontology annotation, biological process: nucleoside metabolic process. The record is from RefSeq and is a predicted model, not a curated record. The transcript is spliced from 3 exons.